This is a messenger RNA of Gryllus bimaculatus (two-spotted cricket), 1778 nucleotides long. Lineage: Eukaryota; Metazoa; Arthropoda; Insecta; Orthoptera; Gryllidae. The record is from the annotation of a GenBank genome assembly.
GAUACACACAGCGAUUUGGCGACACCCUGCCCUGCGUGAACGCGAUCGGCCGCUGACGUCUCUGGUGCAGUCUACGAGAGCGCUGGGCCCUUCUUGCUGCAUACGCGGCCACUUUGAUGGUGUUUUGGCGGACCUCUUCCGCCGCGAACGACCGGUCAUAGCUGGCGCUGUCCGUGUGCUGUGGAGAGCAGAUUGUGGAGGAAGCGUUGGCGCCGGCGCAGAAGCUGCAGUUCGCUUGGCCUCUCCGCCCUUCGCGUCGACGGUCGUGAAGUGCUUCCAAAUUCCUUCGCAUCGUAUCCUCGACUCAGUUACAUCAGAACUCAGCACUGAGAGAGACCAGCAAAGCAGAAACGUCGGGGCGAAAAUGGGGUUGGUCAGUUUGUAUCUUAUGAGCUCAGCGCCCCUGCGCAGUCCCCGCUUUCGAGUUAUGUCUCGUUACUCCGAAGAAACGCCUUGGUGACGUCUAACCCCCGUCACACCCGUCUACUUUAUCACUUCACGACUCACUCAAUUCGUUCAACAUGGCGCUUGAUUUUGUGGCCGGAUGCGUGGGAGGCUGUGCUGGUGUGUUGGUGGGCCAUCCCUUCGAUACGAUUAAGGUACACUUGCAAACCCAAGAUGCUCUUCGCCCCAUAUACCGGGGCACUUUUCAUUGUAUGCAGACCAUUGUUCAGAAAGAAUCGGUGCGGGGCCUGUACCGCGGCAUGACGUCGCCGCUGUGCGGCGUGGCGCUCAUCAACGCCGUGGUGUUCGGGGUGUACGGCAACGUGCAGCGCCGCAUGAGCGAGCCCGACGCCCUGUGCACGCACUUCUACGCGGGCGCCGCCGCGGGCGUGGCCCAGAGCUUCAUCUGCAGCCCCAUCGAGCUGGCCAAGACGCGCAUCCAGGUGCAGAUGUCGCGAGGCGCGGCAGGCGGCGAGGUGGCGCGCGGGCCGCUGCAGUGCCUGGUGCGCGUGGCGCGGGUGGAGGGCGCGCGUGGCGUGUGGCGCGGCCUGGGCGCCACGGCGGCGCGCGACUCGUCGGGCGUGGCCGUGUACUUCGUGACGUACGAGUGGCUGGCGCGCGCCAUGGCGCCCGGGGGCGACCAGCCGCUGUCCACCGGGCGCGUGCUGCUGGCCGGCGGCCUGGCCGGCACCGUCUCCUGGAUCUCCUCCUUCCCGGUGGACGUCGUCAAGUCCAGACUCCAGGUGGACGGCAUGGACGGGCCGCGGCGCUACUCGGGCUUCUGGGACUGCUGCCGGCAGAGCGUGCGCGCCGAGGGGCUGUCGUUCCUGGGCCGCGGGCUCACGUCCACGGUGCUGCGCGCCUUCCCCAUGAACGCGGCCACCUUCGCCGUGGUGACGUGGGUGUUCCGGCUGGCGGGGCCCCAGGGCGAGGCGGAGCGCCCGCCGCCCCGGGUGGGGCCGCGGCCCGACGCCGCAAACGCCCUGCCCUUCUGGGCGCGCGCGCUGCUGCUGGCGCGGCGGACCCGCUGUCGAGGCUCCGCCGGCCGCCCAGAAGCAGCUGGCCGGGCUGGGGGGCGGGCGGCGCGCCCCCGCCGGGGACCUGCCGCCGCGUCCUUCCAAGCGCACGUGCCCCGCGCCGCCGCCGCCACGCCCCCCGCACCCCGCCCCCCGCCGCCGCCGCCGCCCACGAGUUCGCCCUCCGUCGCGCACGCAGGACCCCAUCACGACGCGGACAAGUCGGCGGUGGAGGAGCAGGUGGCGGCGGCAUCCGCGCCGAGAGGACGGCGGCGAGGGAGGAGGCGCCAGCGGCGGCCCGCGCCUUAUGAUCCAUGA